Molecule: messenger RNA, 2919 nt
Organism: Aphidius gifuensis
Lineage: Eukaryota; Metazoa; Arthropoda; Insecta; Hymenoptera; Braconidae
Exons: 5
Coding region: 81-2330 (749 amino acids)
Biological process (GO): protein ubiquitination
Cellular component (GO): Cul4-RING E3 ubiquitin ligase complex
Source: RefSeq, a predicted model, not a curated record
AAAAAAAAAAAAACAUACAAUAGAAAAUAUAUAAAAAAAAAAACAAAAAAAGAUAAAUAAUUUUUUAAUAUUAUUUAAAAAUGGCGGACUCAAUGUCUUCCGAUACAAAUUCCGAAUAUCAUGAAGAUAAUUUAUCUGAUACAUCAGCUGAACGUCAAUCACGAUUUGUUAUUGUUGGUCAAAAACCAAAUUUCGAUACAUCAAAAAAUGAAAGAAAUAUUUUGCAAAAAUUAUUUACAAGAGAGAUACGAGGCUGUUUAUCAAAGCACAAAAAUGCACCACAAGAAAAAUUAUUUCCAACAAUACCAGAAUGGGGACAUUUGCCAUUACUUCAUAUUAUUCCAAUGUCAGCACUUCAAGCUGGUCAUAUUGUAAUGGGUAUGACACAAUGUGGUAAAUUUAUAUUAACAUAUACAUGUAGUCUUGAUUUACGUGGUAAUGAAUCAGCCUAUAAAUAUUCAUUACAUUGGUGGGCAUUUUCACCUCAUAGAAUAUCAAAAAAAGUUGCUGAAAUAACAUUAUUUGGUAGUUAUUGUAUUAGUAAAGAACUUGAUGUUGUUGUUGCACAAUGGCCAAUGGAAACAAAUAAAGUUGUUAUACAUGGUUUACAAUCAGAUUGGGGUAAUUCACAAACAACUGAUAAAGCAUAUUUAACAAUAACAAAAGUACCAAGUUUAAGUAAUUGUCGUGAUUGUGCUAAAGUUGCUGCAUCAUAUGAAGAAGAUGAAUUAGCUGCUAAUUGGGAUGGUUGUGUACAAUUUAAUUGUUUAAUACAUGGUUUAACAGUACAUACAACAUAUGAAGUUAUAUCACCAUAUCCACGUUUUCGUGCAUCUGUAUGUCUUAAAUAUUGGAAUCAUAUUGUUAUUAAUACUGGCAAUUUUCUUCAUGUACUACGAGUUGAUUUAAUAAUACCAAAAAUUAAUAAAAAUUCAAAUGACAAUGGUAGUGAAGAUUUAAUAAAUAAUAAAUUAAUAAAUAAUGAUAAUAUUGAACAAAUAAUACAAGUUGAUGUUAAUGAUAUUUAUGAACUUGAUUGUUAUGAAAUAAAUAGAAAAAUAUCAACACCAGAAUCAAUUAAUGGUGAUGAAUUAUCACCUGUACGUGAUAAUACAUCAUCAACAUUGUUAUGUGAAUGUUAUAAUAAUGGUGAUUGUGAUUAUUGUAUUAAAAAUAAUUCAUUAUCAGUACGUGAUAAAAUAUUACAAGAUUUUUGUGAUGAUAUGACACAAGAAUUAAGUAUUGGUAGUGAUUCAAUAACACUUGUUAAACAUCCAUCAUGUUCACCAAGAUCAACACCACAAAGAUUACCAGCUGAUCUUAAACAACAAUGGUCAAUUAAUAUUAAUACACCACCAUCUGAUAUAUUACGUACACGUACAUCAACAUCAACAACAAAUGAAAAAUCUAGUCUAGUUAAUGGACGUUUUAAUAGUAAUAGUAAACGUUCAUUAUCACCACAACCUGGUACAUCACAAGAGCCAACAACAAUUGUAUCAAUAAAUUCACCAUUAAAUACAUUAUCAAUAAGUCCAUCACCAUGUUCACCACGUUUAAUGUCACCACCAAUAACAACAUCAUUUAGACAAAGAAGUUUACGUAAAAAUUCAUCUUCAUCAUCAUCUUCAUCAUCAUCAGCAGUACCACCACCACCAACAUCAACAACAACAACAACAACAAGAACACGUUCAUCUCAUAAACUUAUACUUGAAGCUGAAAAAGCAUAUGAAUUUACUGAUGAUUCAUUAGAACCUGGUGAAAAAUUAAGUUCAUUUCGUAAAAGACGUCUUGCUGAUAAAAAAUAUGAAUUUAAAGUUGAAGCUGAAGAUACAGAAAAUAUAAUACCAUUUAAACAUAUUAGAGAUCAAAAUGAACAACGUUAUUGUCCAAUUCAUCGUUUAAAUAGUGUUGAUAUUACACCAGCUUAUUCAUCAAAUAAUACAAAAUGGCAUUGUCAUCGUCCUGAUUCCGAAAAUAGUGAAAGUGAAGAUACAUCAAGUCAAGAUGUAUUUAAUGGAUGUUUUAAACCUGUUGAACCUGCUGAAAAAUCAGUACUCAGACCACUCAGUCAAAAUCAAUUGUAUAGUUUUUUUUCAAGUCGUGAUAGAUAUGGAAAAAUAACACACAAUGAUUCUCCAUUGGCACCAAAAGCCUUUAUUCCAUAUCCAUCAAUAAAAUGUACUGCUCAUUUUAAACGUAGUUUUAUUGAAUUAGAUGAUGAAAUGGUAUCAGUUAUAACUGAUGUUGAAGGUAUGUUAGCCAUCUUUAAUAUUAUUUUAUUAUUGAAUUUACAAUUAAUUAUUUAUUUAUUUAUUUUUGAUGUUAAAUAAUAAUUAAUCAAAAUUAAUCAAUAAAAUCAGUAAUCAAUAAAUCAAUACAGUUUUGAUAUAGAAACAUUUUCACAUCAUAUUGCUCAUUGGAUAUGUAAAAAGUUUAAAAAAAAAUAUUGGCAUUAUAGUGAUUAUGAUAUUGAAAUAAUUGAUGUUUGUGCAAUAACUGGUGAUAUUAUUUGUCUGCUUAUAAUGAAAAUACAAGCAAGUGAACAUUGUACUCAGCCAAUAUGCUCACAAGAGAGAAAAGCCUAUGAAGCUGGUUGUAAAUUUAUGUGGAAUAUUGAAUCAAAUCAGUAUAAAUUAACAAGUAUACUUCCAAUGAAUGAACGACCAACGAAAUUAAAUAAUUUAAGUAAUCUUGAAUCAAAUGCACCAGGUCCACUUUGGAAUCCAACACGUUAUAUUGUUCCACAACUUAGAAAAACAAGCAAGCAGCCUUAUGUUAGACCAGUUAGAUUUCUUCAACAUUCAAAUACAUUUUCAAUUGAUUCGUUGGUUGAAAUACUUGACAUGGAUAAUUUAGUGUCAAUUUACAUGACUCCUUUACCUGAUGACACAGGAACAGACUGAAUAAAUCAAAUAAUUU